AUGACGUGCUACAUUUUAUUUCUGGGCCUAAUUUCUUUUAGUGAAGCUGUUUCUCUCAGCCAAGUACGUAUAGCGUGUGCAGCCGAUCCUAAACUUCCUUUUUGUGACUCUCAUGUAUUAGGCCAUCCCGUGCCUUCCACUGCCAAGCCGUUGCAGCCUUCUACAAAGCCUUCUAGUGUUAUGGAUCUUGGAAAAGAACUGCCUGGGUACACUAGAGAUGAGCAGCAACAGUUCUUCACCUGGCUCAUCGAGGAUCAAAAGGAUGAAGUAACGGACUCGGAUGUCGACACUGAGGAGCUCGAGAGCUCCCAUCAUGCACACGGAGACGUUGGCAAAUACUGUGCAAAGUACAAGCCAAAUUUCGAUCACUAUUGUAAAAAGGAUAAAUUGGAAAAGCUGGAUGGCAUAUUGCCACAAUUUUGCUCUGUCUAUAGAAGUCACUGUGGAGUUGAGGAUUUUCCAAAGCCUGGACCGCUGCUCGAAACGAAGCAACCAAGAGAAGAAGCGGCUGAAUCACCCAGGGAAGCCUUCACAGCAGCUCAUUUUCAACACAAGUUCAGAAGUUCACACACAAAAUACUGCGAAAACUUUUUGAAGCAGUACAGAGAGCUGUGUAAUGCAGGAAGCACUUUGGGAAAGGCAGAGGAGUUUUGUACAUCCUACAGAGACAGCUGUGAUAAACAGAUGUCCAAAUCUUCUUCCAGUAGUGCAUUUUCGAAAGAAAUCGGUGACAUAGAGGACGUUCCCGAGCAUGAAGAAGCUGGCGGUGGAGCACAACCCAGUGAGGAGAAGGAGGAAAAAGAUACAAGGAAGGACUCUCGUGUGGCCAGAUACUGCGAAAAGUACUGGGAGAACUUCAACUUUUACUGCGCUGGAGAAAGUACGUACGAAAACGAGAAAUUCUGCAGAUCCUACCGUACCAAUUGCCCUCAGAAAAUCAGCUCGUUGAAAGCAUCACCCUCAUUUUUGGGUGGAAAGGAGAAGGGAGGUGAGUUCGACGGAGAGAAUGUCGACAAUGGUGGUCGGCCAUCACUUUACCUUUACAAAGGCACCCGUGAAGAGUAUUGCAACAAGUUUGCCGUCAAUUACGAGUAUUAUUGUAAAGGAGAAAGCGACGAUCCACAAAUCACAGCGAAGUUCUGUCCGUCUUACAAGAAAGGAUGCAAGGACCACAUAGCAGGUCCUCCAAGCCCUUUUAACAGGCCCAUUCCUACGAGAUCAACAGGAAGAGGUCUGAUUGACGCAAACUUCCCAGACUUGGAAAGACCAGAGAAAGGGUCACGGAGAAGAGGACGGAAGAGGGCGGGAGUGAAAAGGCGCGCUUGCACAGCCGACUGCGACGAAAAAAUUUUUCCCCAUUGCACUCAAUCCUGCAAAUGUGACUACGCAUAUCCCUUCGUGCAGAAAUUCUGCAACCCUCCACCGUUACCGUUCUUCCUGAACACAUGCAGGUUAUGGUAUGGUGGAUGUCCCAAGUACGAGCGAUACCAUUACGCAUCUCAGUUUGUUUAUUCUAAAGCAGAAAAAGGCAAGAAAGUUGAGCUGCCGGCGAACUCGAAACCCUUCAGUGUUGUUUCGCCCAACGGUGAGCGCAUUCCGGUCGUAGUGCGACAGCCAGGAAUCAACACAGUUGCGAGGGACGAUCCAUUGCGUGAUACCGUCGACUGGGCUUCUCCGGUUAUUUUAAUUCCUGAAGAUUUCGAGCCAAUAGCAGAAAGGAUGACUCAUAAUGCUACAGAAGGUGGAAGGAAGGACUCAUUAAGUGGGUAUCAAUCAAAAGCAGGAACGACAUUUUCCCAAAAGGAUCGAACGCUCAAGGACGAUGCACAACGAGAUUCGAACUCUGGUGAUCGUGCGAAAGAUAUUCCGAUUGUUCCAAGUGACAGCGUUUUUUCGAAUGCUAUCCAGCAAUAUGGGGCCUUUACCGACAACAGCGGAAUUUUGCACAGACCUCGAAGCAGAUCUCCUUUCACAAAACCUGGGCUGUGGGAGGCCAAUCCGGACAACCCUCAUAACAGAGAUCAUGCCAACAAAUGGUACUACCAUCCGGAGUCCGUGAAUAUUGAUUGGCUUGGUGGACAGCUGGCGUGGGGUGCUCACUGGGCAGUACCAGCAGCCGGAGUUGGCGGCACCGACGGCUUCAGUACAGUUCACUUUCCUACUCUAGUUCCGCACAAAGUUUUUUGGAUGACCUGA
Molecule: messenger RNA, 2196 nt
Organism: Necator americanus (New World hookworm)
Lineage: Eukaryota; Metazoa; Nematoda; Chromadorea; Rhabditida; Ancylostomatidae
Exons: 24
Coding region: 1-2196 (731 amino acids)
Biological process (GO): positive regulation of Notch signaling pathway
Molecular function (GO): Notch binding
Source: RefSeq, a predicted model, not a curated record